Cryptotermes secundus is the source of this 2682-nucleotide messenger RNA. Its product is annotated as transmembrane protein 35A. The coding region runs from base 214 to 693 and encodes 159 amino acids. NCBI's taxonomy places the organism in Eukaryota, Metazoa, Arthropoda, Insecta, Blattodea, Kalotermitidae. Gene Ontology annotation, cellular component: endoplasmic reticulum. Gene Ontology annotation, biological process: chaperone-mediated protein complex assembly; positive regulation of protein localization to cell surface. The record is from RefSeq and is a predicted model, not a curated record. The transcript is spliced from 4 exons.
UGCGCGUAGCGCAGUGGGACUAUAUAUUUUGCGACGCGUUAUAUUCGCGAAUUCAUACACUUGUACGUAAUGUGCAGACGAUUUAUUUUACACAACGGCUCUAAAUAUCCGAUGACAUUCAAAUUGAAUAUAGUCAUUAAAUGAAAUAGGUAGUCUAUCGCUGUAGUACAUAAAUGAUGUCAGUUAGUGCAAUAAUAAUGUUCAGUAUUAAAAAUGGCGCUACCUGCCAACAUGGGGUCGAUUGUGUUAAGAAGUUUAUCUGUGCUUCUCGGAAUAUUUUUUAUAUUUGUUGGGGUAAUGAAAAUUACCUCACAAGUCAGUAAAGACCUUCAUAAAGACCUGAGAAAAGAAUAUGUCAAAUAUGCAAAAGUAUUUCCACUGUCAGAAGCACUGGAUUUUAAGGUUCCAUCCAAGUGGUAUCGACGAACAGUAGGCACUCUAGAAAUAAUUUGUGGAUUGGCAAUGGCAUUCAUUCCAAGUAAUGCAGUAAAGCAAGGGGCCAAUAUUGUGUUACUGAUAAUGAUGAUGAUGGCUGUUUAUUCACAUUAUAUGGUAAAUGAUAAAUUUGAAAGGAUUGCACCGGCAUUGGUGUUUUUCUUCAUGCUGACAGGAAGAUUAGUUAUUGACUGGCAACUAAGAAGAAGAGAAGUAAAUGAAGUGGUUGCUGUUAACGGAGAGAAGAAGCAAAACUGAAAAGAGCAAUAGAAAUAAAUCCCAAAAGCAAAACAAAUGGAUCAGUUCCGAUACCACAGAAACAUAAGAAGUACUUUGAUUUUCUGAAGCAUUUGUAUCAGAAAACGUUUUUCCUUCUCAUAAAUGGGAAAUGUCAUGAAGAUAUAUGAAUGCUGAAGAAGAUGAGUGUAAAUUAAUGUACAUCAGGAAAGCAGCUAUUCUGAAAAUGUGAAUUAUAACAUUGGCCCUGAUGUUUAUGAUAAAAAUUAUAAUUUUUGUAAAACAAUAUUAUGACUGGAUAGGUUUCAAGCUGGUUCAGCUCUGACUGUGAGUUCACGUGUUCACCUCAGUGAGUUUUAGAACAGCAAUUGUUUUAGAUUUGAUUAAAGCUCGUACUGUCAUGGUUGUCAAGAUCAAUUUUCAUGCUGUGCUACACAAAAUGUAUUUGAAAUGAAGACACAUCCAGACUCACAAAUCUUCACUUAAUAUAUGUAUCUUUUAAAACGUUCACUUAUCACAGUUUCUUUCUAAAGGCAUUGAUGUUGUUUUUUCUAUAAAUUUUUUGGGGGUUUAUUUUACAGUAUCUCAGACUAUAGGUUUCCAAAUGAUAGGAUUAAUGGUGAGUAAUGAAUUUAAAGGAAUCUGGAAGGAAAUGAUCAUGGCCUAAUCAGGGAGUAGUCCUGGAAUUUGCCUUGAGGGACUGAGGAGAGUCAUGAGAAACUUCAGUUAGGACAGCUGGUGUCCUGGCUGAGAUUCAAAUUGCACCAUCCUGCUCAGUUGUGAAGACUCAUUCUGUUUCAGAGUUACAGGCAGUGGAGUCAUAACUUACAAUGUAAGUAAUUAUAUUAUGAUUGUGACUUUCUGGGUUUGGCACUAUCUUCUCUUCAAAAUGUGAAAGCCUGUUAUUCACACUUUGUAGAAACAAGGGAAUUUUCUCUAAAGGACCAGACAUGUAUAUCCAUUUAACUCAUCCUUCCUAAAAACAAGCCCUGAAAAGAGCAUUUCCUGUUCUAUACUUCUCAUUGGCCCAGUCACAGCUCUAUCUACUUUCCUCCACUCCCUGGCCCUGAGUGGCUAAUCUUAUUUCCUUCAGUCUGAUCCCUCCACCUUUUCUGUCCCAGGUCUAGUAACUUCUAUUCUGGAGAUGGACACAGGAUGUUCUUUGUAAAUAUUGGUAACCACCUACAAGACUACUUGGUCUGAAAACCCAUAGGACCAUAAUCUAAAUUUUUAUCUCCAUUUAAACCUCAAAUCUUUUAUAAAGAUGUUCAUCAGAAUGUUCUGUUACCAGCUAGACAUGAGUUGCAAUAUAUCUCACAUCAGAUGUUAUCUCACACAUCCUAAAACAUUUAGUAAAUGUUUUUAUGUUAUAGGAAUAUGUGAGAUGCAUUUCUUGACACUAGUCUUAUGUUCAUAUGUCCACUGUGAACUUUCAUAUCAUAAAGUAUGUACAUAAGUAUUUGCAUUUCCUAUAUUUUCUCCUUGUAGAGUAUAAACAUUUAGGCCUUUGUUAUAAAAUUAUAAUUCAAAUUAGGUAAUUUGAAAGAAUGUCAUUAUACAUAAAAUGAAAAUAUGGAUUUAAGCAGUUAAGGAUGCUGUAAGAGUCUGAUAAGUGAACUCGUUGAUGGUACCUUGUCUAACAAGUUGUACCUAUAAACAUUGUACAUGAUGAUUGUUCUAGUCAAGAUUCAUAGUGAGAAUACUACAUAACACAGUGCUUUCUUUUUCUUGCUUUAGAAGUAGUUGUUACAGCCACAGUUGGACUUUCUCUAUAUUCUGUAGAGGAAUAAGUUUAAAAAUAAAAAAUGAGAAUGAGAUGAACCCCCAGAGAUAUAAAUACAUAACUGUCAGAUACUCAUGACUGAACAUGUGUUCUCCUCCACACAUGCACACAAAGAUAUAAAUGUGGCAUAUAUUUUAUUAACAUUUGGAUAAGGAUCUUGUUCAUUAGCACUGUUAAACUGUGUUAAAAACAUCUCUGGGGGAGCAUCAUUAUCUGAUAGUCAUGUA